Cheilinus undulatus (humphead wrasse) is the source of this 1569-nucleotide messenger RNA. RefSeq names its product solute carrier family 18 member 3b (gene slc18a3b). Bases 1 to 1569 code for a protein of 522 amino acids. The transcript has a single exon. Lineage: Eukaryota; Metazoa; Chordata; Actinopteri; Labriformes; Labridae. Gene Ontology annotation, cellular component: terminal bouton; AP-1 adaptor complex; membrane. Gene Ontology annotation, molecular function: acetylcholine transmembrane transporter activity; xenobiotic transmembrane transporter activity. The record is from RefSeq and is a predicted model, not a curated record. Gene Ontology annotation, biological process: transmembrane transport; xenobiotic transport; chemical synaptic transmission.
AUGGAUGGAGAAGGAGGAUCGUCUGGGCUGGCCAAAUCAGCCGCAGUAAAACUGUCCGAGAUGGGGGAGAGAACCAAACAGUUAGGCACCGCCAUUAGGGACCCUCACCAGCAGAGACGGAUCAUAUUAGUGAUUGUUUGCGUUGCUCUCCUGUUGGACAAUAUGCUCUACAUGGUAAUCGUGCCAAUUAUCCCAGACUAUCUUAUAGAGCUGGAGAGUGAGCAGUCAGAGCACGUCCACGUAGUGAUGCACCCUAACUCUUCAGCCAACAGCACAAGCCAAGACAAAAGCAACAAGGACAAUUUAGAUGUCCAGAUAGGAGUACUUUUUGCGUCCAAAGCCAUCCUGCAGCUCUUAGUUAACCCGCUCUCUGGGACUUUCAUAGACCGGGUUGGAUAUGACAUUCCUCUUUUAAUCGGACUCGGUGUUAUGUUCUUCUCCACCUGCAUUUUUGCCAUCGGGGAGAACUAUGCCACGCUGUUUGUCGCAAGAAGUUUGCAAGGUCUGGGGUCUGCGUUCGCGGACACUUCUGGGAUCGCGAUGAUAGCAGACAAGUACACGGAGGAGGCGGAGAGGAGCAGGGCGCUGGGGAUCGCCCUGGCGUUCAUCUCGUUCGGGAGCCUGGUGGCGCCUCCUUUCGGGGGCGUCCUGUACGAGUUCGCAGGGAAGAAAGUUCCCUUCAUUGUGCUCGCGUGCAUCUGCCUGGCGGACGGCUUCCUGCUGCUUACAGUCAUCAAGCCCUUCUCCAACAGGACUAGAGAGAACAUGCCUGUGGGCACCCCAAUUUACAGACUCAUGAUUGACCCCUACAUAGCUGUGGUGGCUGGGGCGCUCACAGUGUGCAACAUCCCCCUGGCCUUCCUGGAGCCCACUAUAGCCAACUGGAUGGAGACCACCAUGCACUCCUCUCAGUGGGAGAUGGGGCUCACAUGGCUCCCUGCAUUUUUCCCGCAUGUCCUCGGUGUGUACAUAACUGUUAAAUUAGCUGCGAAGCAUCCAAACUUGCAGUGGUUCUACGGAGCUGUAGGCAUGGUUAUCAUAGGCGCGAGCUCCUGCACAGUCCCUGCAUGCAAAAGUUUUGGACAGCUUAUUGCGCCACUUUGCGGCAUUUGUUUUGGCAUUGCGCUUGUAGACACUGCGCUCCUGCCUACUCUCGCCUUCUUAGUCGACGUGCGUCACGUUUCAGUGUAUGGAAGUGUUUACGCUAUAGCAGAUAUCUCUUACUCUGUCGCUUACGCUAUGGGUCCUAUAGUAGCCGGGCAGAUCGUGCACACUCUCGGCUUUGUGCAGCUCAAUCUAGGGAUGGGUCUAGUUAAUGUGCUUUACGCGCCAGCUCUCCUGCUGCUGCGCAACGUGUGCCAAAUGAAACCGUCCUACUCCGAGAGAGAUAACCUGUUAGAGGAGGCUCCACAGGGGCUGUACGAUACUAUCAGGAUGGAAGAGAGGAGGGCGAAAAAGAAGGGCUACAGUACUGCAGGGAACUGUCUGCCAGUAGAUGAAAACGGGUUCGAUCCCUUCAAAGCACAGCGGUCUUUGUCAGAAGAGUCGUCCGGUCCGGAGUACACCUAA